Molecule: messenger RNA, 8468 nt
Organism: Gigantopelta aegis
Lineage: Eukaryota; Metazoa; Mollusca; Gastropoda; Neomphalida; Peltospiridae
Product: histone acetyltransferase KAT6B-like
Exons: 20
Coding region: 390-6785 (2131 amino acids)
Biological process (GO): nucleosome assembly; regulation of DNA-templated transcription
Cellular component (GO): MOZ/MORF histone acetyltransferase complex; nucleosome
Molecular function (GO): histone acetyltransferase activity; DNA binding
Source: RefSeq, a predicted model, not a curated record
AUAGAGAAUCUUCAAAAUGGUGGAGUUAAUAUUGUGCAUCUUUGAUCAAUUUUGUAGAUGUUGGGAUACUCAUCUAGUAAAUAAGAUCAUGCUAUUUUGAAAGAUAAAAUGGUGGAGCAGUGAUUCAAAAUAUUGUGACUGAUUUUAAUUGAUCUGACAUGGCCGUGAAAACACUGGAAAACUUUCGUGUCUCAACAAUGUUGGCCACUGGGUAAUAAUCGUUUGUUUUGCUACAAAAAUGACGUAAAUUACCAGCAAAAAUUUUAUAUUAUUAUUUUAAAACUUGUAUUAUACAAUUAGAUGACCACUUAUGUAACUACAUUUACAACAAUAUGUGGUUUUAUGACCGAUUUAUUCCCUACUAGCACCUUGUUGAUUGUCUACCUAUCAUGGUAAAAGAAGGGCAUUCAGGAUUUGGAAACCCAACCUACACUUCCUGGCUGAUUGAAGCUGUUAGGAAAGUUAAAUAUCAAAAACAGCGGCCCAGUUUUGACAGAAUAUGUCAUGCCAUUCUACAAAACCACAAAGUUAGCCGUGAUUCCAUAAAGGAACAGUUAGAGUUGUCGGUAAAGGAUGGAUCAAUUUUAAAAGUUUACAACAAAGGUUUGGUAACUUACAAGGACCCAGACAGAAUUUUAAAAUUGCGUACAAGACGUCUUAAAGUUGGGAAAAAAGCAGACUUGACCAAAAUUAUCGUAAGAUCUGUCAAAGAACUGGGUGAAGUUGGUGGAUCAACACUGAAAAAUAUUGAAAAAUUCAUCUUGAGAAGUUAUAAAAUUGAACUUUGUGAUGACGUCGAGUUGAUAAGUCAGUUACGUCUCUCCCUAAAGCAGGGAGUGAGAAAAGGAACUCUUGUUCAAGAAGGUCGUCAUGUGAAAUUGGGAGCACUUUCUGAAUCGGACUCUGUUGGUUCCAGUAGUAGCAGUUUCCAAAGUUUUGAAGAAGAUAUUGGUUCAAACAUCAUUCUUCCAUUUGAACGACACAAAAAAUGUGCCCGUCCAUUACCUAUCUGCAGUUUUUGUCUUGGUACUGCUGAGAAGAACAGACAUGGUGAAGAGGAAGUUCUCAUAUCAUGUGCCAACUGUGGAAACAGUGGUCAUCCAUCUUGCCUCAAAUUUUCCCCUAGUCUUGCCGAAAAAGUGAGAACGUUAAGGUGGCAGUGUAUUGAAUGCAAGAAGUGUUCAUUUUGUGGAAAGUCUGGGAAGGAGGAUAACAUGCUAUUUUGUGAUGCCUGUGAUCGUGGUUUUCAUAUGGAAUGUUGUGAUCCACCAUUAACCAAAGCUCCUAAAGGCACCUGGGAAUGCAAUAUCUGUGAUCCGGAUCGAGGAACAAAGAAAGGCCGUCACUUUCUGGAAAUGGCAGCUAGGUACACGGCCAAGUACAGGGCCCAGGCUAAGGCACAGGCAGCUAAGCUACUGGCCAAAUCUAAAGCAAACGCUAAGGGCAACUGUCACAAGAAAUUUGUGGAUUCCAAAAAGCGAGGUCCUCGAAAGAAAAAAGGUGAUACAUCGUUGACAAAUGGCGAAGAGUUGGACUCCUCAGGUGAGAAGAAGGGGAAACACAGUUCGGCAUCGUCGAGCGAGUCUGAUGGCAAUGACUCGGACACGACCACCUUUGAACCCUUCCUGACCAUGAACAAGCCGAAAGGCUUAGUAGAUGGUUUGACUCAAUUCUUCACACCCAGCAACAAGCGCAAAUCUAGAGUUUCUCUUAGUUCACUGCAAACCGAUUAUUUAAGUGUAGUCAGGGCCUCGAAACAAGGCAAACAAAACCAGAGCAAAUCGCAGCAGGCUGCGAGCAAACUCUUGAAAAAAUCCAAACGUCUUCAAGUUAAUAAGGGUCGUAAAAGACUGGGAAAACCUCCGGGCAGCGGGCAGCUUAAAGGCCUUUUCGAUGGGUUGUCUCAUUUAUUCAGUGCCCAAGGAGAGAGAAAGAGAAAUUUUGCCGAUUAUUCGCUGCAGAAGCGGAGAAGGAAACGGACAGAUACGUCCGCUGAUAAAAACGUGUCUGAAAGUGCUCCAUCACCACCACGACCAUGUGUUCUGGGAGGGAUUAAGGAUUUUUCUGGGCUUAGUGCAUUUUAUAGCCCAUCAUUCUCAUUUCUGGGUAUGGGUAGGGGUAGAGGUAACGACAUGUUUGACUGGCGAUUACAAAUUGGUGACACGAGCGUCAAGCUGAAAGGAAGAGGACGGGGUUUUUCUCUCAAAGCUGUGGACUCGUCACCGAAGGACGGACGAGGGAGAGGUCGCGGGUCCAAGGAAUGUGAGAAAGUGCCUGAACUGCCGCCGGGUGUGACGGACAUGGAUGUCGAACUGUUCAAGCGGGCAAAAGAGAUGGCACAACUGUCCUGUGGACAGGUGAGCAUGCUUGCCUACCCAUUGUCGCCAGCUUCAAGUAGUACGCCCAUUAAGGAAAAGAAAAAAAGAAAAAAAAGAAAAUUGUGGCUGAAAAAAAAAGCUUCCAGCUCCUCGGAACCUCCAGCGGAACCACAGCAUCGGUUUCCUCCGUGUAUAGAGUUUGGAAAGUAUGAAAUACAGACAUGGUACUCGUCGCCAUAUCCCCAAGAAUAUGCCAGAUUACCAAAGCUUUACAUAUGUGAAUUUUGUUUAAAGUAUACCAAAAGUCGCAGUAUUCUCAGUCGACACAUUGAGAAGUGUGGUCUGCAUCACCCACCGGCCAAUGAGAUCUACCGUUGUGGGGACAUCUCUGUGUUUGAGGUGGACGGCAACGUCAGCAAGAUCUACUGUCAGAACCUGUGCUUGCUGGCCAAGCUGUUUCUGGAUCACAAAACCUUGUACUACGAUGUUGAACCAUUCCUCUUCUAUGUACUUACACUCAACGAUGAUGCAGGCUGCCAUCUCGUAGGGUACUUCUCAAAGGAAAAGCACUGCCAACAAAAAUAUAAUGUGUCAUGUAUCAUGACAAUGCCACAGCAUCAACGCAAAGGUUUUGGUCGCUUUCUCAUAGAGUUCAGUUAUUUAUUAUCCCGUAUUGAAGGUCAGCCAGGCUCUCCUGAAAAGCCUCUGUCUGAACUGGGCAGAGUAAGUUACAUGGCGUACUGGCGCAGCAUCGUUAUGGAAUACUUACACAAAUUCAAAGAUGCCAAGCUUACCCUCAAAGGCAUUAGCAGAGAGACUGGGAUAUGUCCGCAUGAUAUAGCUAAUACGCUGCAACAGAUCAACUUCAUGAACAAAGUCAAUGGCAAGAUUGUGAUAUCGGUGAAUCAAAAAAAGAUUGAAGAGUACAUGAACCGGAUGCAGUCGAAACUUCAGCAGCGUGUCGCACUGGAUGCCGACUGUCUGCGGUGGACGCCUCUAAUAUCUAAUCAAACCCUCCUUGAGGAGGAGAGACGUGCCGAGAAAGAGGUGGGUCAUCGAUUCCGGAUUCGUCUGGGCGCUCCUACAACCUCUCGCUACUAUAGGCUUCGUGAGAUGACCGAGGUUGUAAACAGCAUUGCCGAGGACAGGCGCAGACUGGAAAUGCUGGCAGCUGAGAUCAAAUCGUACAGUCCAAUAAAACAGGCGUUGAGUCCAUGUCAGGAGAUACCCAGUCCAGUCAAGACCCCACCCAGUCCACCGAAACCUGCUCCCAAGAAAAGGGGACCGAAAAAGGGUUGGCGAAAGAGAUUAAAUGAAAGCAAGUUGAAUGAGGAACCAGCUACAAAAAAAGCCAGACGCAACACAGUGACAGAGAUUGAUGAUGGAGACACGGACGAAAUGUCUAAGGAAAAUGUUGAGGUUCACCGAUCACCCAACAAGGCUGACAAGAAUGUUGCAGGUAGAAAACCCACAAAGAAUGGACCAAAAAACGUGUACAGAACCCCCAAGAGUGAGUCCCAAGAGAAAAUGGACAUGGAAACAUCUGUUGAGGAUGGUGUGGUUCUGAAUGAAGGGGCUCAGAAUACGGCGAAGGUCAAACGAAAGCGAGGCUGGCCGAAAGGUUUGAAGAGAGGACCUGCAACCCAUUUAAAGCGAGGGCCAAAGAAGAAGAAACCAAAUUUCACCAAGAAGGGACCCGGCCAGAAGACGGGCAAGAAGGUUCCUGGCAGGAGGGGAAGACCGCCUGGGCGACCACCCAAGGUGAUUCGUCAAACAGAUCUUGAAUCUCAGUCUAAUUCCAAAGGCAGCAAUUGUGAUAAUCAUUCCGAAGAUAGUGAUACUAGUUUGAAAUCACCAAAACUGAAUGGGACAGAUGAAAACGGAAAUAAUAAUUGUGAUAUGGACACAACAGACAGAGGUGUUGUCGAAAAAACGUUUUUAGGCAAAACUGUUGCCACUGCGGUCGGUUGUGAUGUGACAUACGAAACAGAAUCCAACAGUGUGGUGGAGAACGACAAAGAUCGUGAUAGUGACAAAUCUGACGCCGAUGACAACAAUGUCAGUGACGAAGAUGAUGAUGACGAAUCAUCUAAAGAAGACUCUCAAUCGAAAGACUCAGACGAAGAAUCAGAGAAGUCAGACAGUGAUGACAGUUCAUCAAGUGAUAACGACAGCGACGACGAGAGUGACAAUGACAGUCAAUCAGAGGCUGAUGAGAAAGAGCAGAAUGAAAAUGCUGAGAGAACAGUUGAGAAGGCCGAGGUGGCUGACGAUGUUGACGGAGACCAGAAAAAUGAUGCCGAUGUCGACACCUCAGACUCCAGCAGUUCGUCAUCGUCUGACGAAGAUGAUGACGAUGACACCAUGGAUGAUGCCGUGAAGGAAGUGGCCAAGCUGAAGAGCCCGGCCAGCUUGGAGCAGCAGAGAGCACAAGUGCCUAGCGAAUCGUCCGGCCCACCAGAGCCAAGUCCAGCCGUCGAACCCCUGGAGUGCAUUUCCGACACCAACAGCAAUGACAAUCCCGCUCCCCUAACACCCCAAGUGCCCACGCCGAAACCAUCCAUCGUGGAACCGACCUCGCCAAAGUGUCCCGUUCCCAGUCCUCCUAUGCAGAUUGAUUCGGAGCCGGAAGAGAAGACGGACGUGUUUAAGGAGUGUUCAGUUCCUGACGAGGUGUCGCAGUCGGACCCGGAGACUCUGAGAGCUGUUGAAAUGGUUAAAGAACCCGAGGAACCAGCUGAAGCAGAGUGUGAUGUUUUCGAGGAACCCAAGAGCAGCCUUCUACAGGAACCUACGCUAGAGGAGUCAACGCAGGCAUCGUCACCACCGCCACUUGUGGAUUCCUGUGUUCAGCCUGUGUGUUCUCAGAAUUCACCAACCAUUGACAAGGAAAGUUUGUCUGCUAACCAGUCGCCACUGAACAGAAGUCACGACGACAUUGUCGGCGACAACAGCAACUUCAACAACAGUAGUGAUGCAACUGUGCAAGAGUUUGAUUCGUCAGACAAUCUGGAGGUGUUUGCCAAGGAGCUGCAGAGCAAAAUCGACCAAAUAGAAAGCAGCGGUGGUGCGGAGAGCAUGCCCAGCGAACCGAUCGCUCAGCAGGACAACAUGAGCCUGAAGAGCGUUAACAGUGACAAUAUGAGCAUGAAGAGCGUUAGCAGUGUGGGGCCUCCCACUCCGAGCCACCGCAGCCAAAGUUGUGGUAGUGUGGAGCCACAUACACCCAGUCACCGUAGUCAGAGCUGUGGCAGUGUCGGACAGGUGUUCUCACCCCAGAACAAUUCCGUGGGGAGCAUGCAGCCCAACACAAACAUGGGCGGCAAUACAUAUAGUGCUGUGGAGAUCGAUGUCGCCCAGUUGGGCUUGGAAUCUCCGACUUCUAUCAGUAGUAAUGAAAUGGCGAACAAUUCGGUAGAGAGUGCGUCUACGCCGCACGCUCAGAGCUAUGUAGACUGUGUUCAGGCUCAGAGCUGUGUUCAGCAACAGCAGCAGGCUCAGAGCUGUGUUCAACAACAGCAGCAGCAGCAGCAACAACAACAACAACAACAACAGCAGCAACAACAACCACAGCUCAUACAGCAUUGUGGUCAGACGAUGAGUUGUGCUCAGGCUCAGAACUAUUGCAAUAGUGCGGGACGGUUUGGUCGGUUCAUGGACACCGUAAACCCAGUGAUGCAGAUGCCAGUCAGCAGUUCAGGCAACUACCUGCCGCCUGCAACGAGUUCUGUGAACUACGGCACGCCCGUGUCGACGUACAGUCCCGCCAUACUGCCCUCCCAGCCCCCUCACACACACAGACUGAUGCACAACAACACCCCUUGCUCGGUGCCCGUGGGCCAGCACCCGCCAGGCUACCAAAUCCCCAACAACUGCAGCCUGUCCAAACUGCAGCAGUUGACCAACAACCUCAUGGACCUCGUGCCAGAAAACCAGAUGACUCCUCCGCCCAACUUAACCCCUCCCCCAUCCCAGACGCAUACCCUGACUCCCCCGCCAGCCAUGAUCCGCAACAUGCCCACUCCACCCAAUCCCAGCCUCCAGGCCCAGAUGUCGGCCAGUGCUCUUAUGUCCCAGCAGUGCAGCAAGUACCAGCGGCGGCAGAACAGCCGCAAGAACUCGAGCAGUUCUAGUGUUACCCCUAACGUGACGGUCAAUCCGAACAUGACGUUCACGCCCAACGUGACGAUUCAACCCGGCUCGGGCAUGCUGCCUCGCUACAACAUGAACAUGUUCAACGGCUACCGGCAGCCGAUGAACCUGCCCAGCUACAUAAACCCGAGUUUCCUGAACCAGCUGAACCAGCCGCAGCUGCCCAUGCAGAUGAUGAACAUGCACCACCAGCAGUCGUUCCAGCAGCAGAUGCAGCCUCCGCAGUCGAACAACCCUAUGUACCAGACGUACGGCUACAUGCCAGGACCGCCACUCAAUAUGAACAUGAAUAUGAAUAGUGUCAUGCGCAGAUAGGGUUAACUCUGCGGCUUUUUUUUUCUUUGCUUUUUUUAAAUACAUUAUCCUCACUCCCCUGUUCCAUCAGACCAUUGUUUUGAUUCUUCAACGCCAUCAUUGUCACCAUCAUCAUUAUUUAACCAAGUGUAGUUCUCACAACAUCUUGCUCAUUUUGAAUAAUUCAUAUCGAUGACCAUGCUUGCAUUAUUUAAGAUGUUUUAUGGCAAAUGGCAUCAUUUGGCUCUUUCAUUACCAAGGUUAGUUUAUGAGAUUUAAUGUUAGAUCUUCAGCAUCAGUUAACAGCAAUUUGAGUUAUUGGUGGACGAGUUCAUUUGUAUUCUGAGUUGAGCAAGUACUUUGUUAAAGGUAGCACUGAAAGAUCAUUAUUAUAUAAUUUACUUGUUAUUACAAACAACACUGAAAAACACUUUUAGGUGCUACUUUUGUUUUGCAGAGUUGCACACCAAAAGAUAUUUAAUUAUAUCACUUGUUAGAAGCAAAUUUUAAAAAUGCAAGCUUUACUUACACAGGGUGAUGUCAUAUCAUUUCUGUCUAGUUAUUAAUUAGUUUCUUCUUUAAAGGUUAACUUUUAUAAAAUUGUUAACAUGAACCGUGUAGUUGACAUCUAUUUUACUGUCUACUUUGUAUUCCCAUUAAUGAGUCAAAAGUGUUGUUCCUACUUUUGCUUUCAUGUAAACACUUGAAAGUGUCUUACAAAAUAACCAUGCUAAACAGUUAAAUCUUUAUUCAAAAACAAGCAUGAAAUCAAUAUUUAUACUUUACGUCAUUCUUUAUAAUUUUAAUUAAGUCACUACACAGUGAAGUAAAGUCCCUAUUCAAGGGAGUUAGCUCAGUGGUACUGUUUCCUUUUGGCCCAGACGCAAUUUAAUACAGGAUUUUCAAGGUUUGUUAAAUUGGAAGUGGCACGUAUGCAAUGUCAUCUACUGGUAUUUGACUCCCAACAUGGCAAAAUAUUUUUUGUCUGGUUUUAACUGCACUUUAUAAUAAAGUUAACCUUCAAAUCAGGACUUUAAAAAGAUAAAAAGAAGAUUACAUUUUUAUAAAAUCUUAUUUUAUAAAUGGUUUAAGGGCAAUAUUAUAAAAAUUGCAUUUAUGUAGUCAUGAAGAAAAAGCAGUGAAAUACAAUGUUGAGAUCUCAUCUUGGUUGUGAAUGAGCCAGAUAUAGGUUUAGUUUAUAUAGAAGUACUAAUGGUUGUGGAGAGUGUGUUGUCUUACAUUCCACUAUGGUGGAAAUCGUUUCGUCUGUGCAUUUUCUGUGCAUCUCAAAAUGCUUACUGGGGUAAUGCUAGCAAACCAAGACUACUGUUCCAAAGACUUGUUUUCCAUUUAAUCCUUGUCAGACAGUGAGAAACACUUUUUCCAGUUCCGUACCUUGUGAUGAUCUGAACCCAUGAAAAACUAUUUUUUCAGUAUUCAUUACAAGUAAUGGUAGAUUAUAUUACAUGAUAAUGGGUAGUAUACUUCCGGUUCCAUGAUUUAGCCAAUUCACUACCAGAAACGGUUUAUUUUCGUAAAAUCCUUUGGCUUGUGAUUUAGUAGUGGUGUUCAUUACAUUUAAACCGGCCUCGGUGGCGGCGUGGCAGGUCAUCGGUCUACAGGCUGGUAGGUACUGGGUUCGGAUCCCAGUCGAGGCAUGGGAUUUUUAAUCCAGAUACCGACUCCAAACCCUGAGUGAGUGCU